Molecule: messenger RNA, 498 nt
Organism: Aethalodelphis obliquidens (Pacific white-sided dolphin)
Lineage: Eukaryota; Metazoa; Chordata; Mammalia; Artiodactyla; Delphinidae
Source: RefSeq, a predicted model, not a curated record
AUGACACAGCUUUCUUCCUGACAGCCCACAACUAAUUACAGUAAAACUGCCUGCCUAAUGGCCCGGCUCUCUUCCCACCUACACACUAACUACACGGGCGUUAAAGCCUCCCCAAGUGGAUUCUCGGGGACAGAGCGCCCUACCAGGGGGGCCCGGGAGGCGGCGGUGGCGUCAGUGUACGCGCGGGGUCAGGCUCGGCGGGGCGCUGCGGGCUGAGCGGCGAGGGCCUGCUCCCCCGUCCCCUCGCCCCGCGCAGUGAGGUGACCGUGGGGCUCGGCGCGCUUUGGGAGCGAGGCCGGGGCCGUGCCUCCCGCCGGGCCGGGAGAAGCGGGCGGUGGGGGGCCAGGCCCGGUGCGCUCCAAACGGACGGGGGAGGAGCUGAGACGCCAGGGAGACGGGCAGCCCGGGCCUCUCGGCGUCCGGAGGAAAGGCUGGGGGCCCCUGGGAUUAGAAGUAGGCCGGAGGGGGUGUCCCGGCCACGUCUCGCGCCCUCGCCUC